Neltuma alba is the source of this 813-nucleotide messenger RNA. Its product is annotated as germin-like protein subfamily 3 member 2. The record is from RefSeq and is a predicted model, not a curated record. Gene Ontology annotation, molecular function: manganese ion binding. The coding region runs from base 17 to 643 and encodes 208 amino acids. Lineage: Eukaryota; Viridiplantae; Streptophyta; Magnoliopsida; Fabales; Fabaceae. The transcript has a single exon.
AUUGCCGACACUAGCAAUGAAGAUUACGGCUCUGUUAGUUCUUUUCCUGCUUCAAUUCAUUGUUGCUUUUGGUUCUGACUCAGAUCCAGUCAUGGAUUUCUGCUUACCCGUUUCACCAUCCAACCCCUUCUCCUGCAAAAACGCAUCUUUAGCCACAGUCCACGACUUCACAUUUUCCGGAAUAAAGUUUCCCGGCAACUUCAAGGAAUCUGGGUUUUCUGCCACGGCUGUGAAUUACAAGCUCUUUCCAGGUCUCAACACUCUCGGAAUGUCGUUCGUGCGUGCCGAUUUCGAUGUUGGAGGCGUCAAUGUGCCUCAUUUCCAUCCUAGGGCAACGGAAAUCGCUUACGUGCUUGAAGGUAAGGUUUAUUCUGGAUUCAUUGACACGAACAAUAAGAUUUUCGCGAAAGUAAUUGAGAAAGGAGAGGUCAUGGUGUUCCCAAGGGGUCUGCUUCAUUUCCAGAUGAACGUCGGAGAUUCGCCGGCGGCUAUCCUGGGCAGCUUCGAUAGCCAGAAUCCUGGGUUGCAGAAGAUCCCUAGUGCAGUUUUUGGAUCUGGAAUCAAGAUGGAGCUUCUGGAAAAGGCUUUUGGGUUGAACCCCAAGGAGCUUUACAAGUUACGGAAAAGGUUUUCUUCUAGCUGAUUUGCGUAGCCACGCAUCAAUUCUUCACACAAACACACGGAAACAGAAAUGUGUAUUGAAUUAAAAAAUAAUCAUGAAGUGUUGUGUGAAUCUGAAAUCUGAAAGUAUAAGGUAAGUGUUGUUGCUUCUUAGAGAUAUUAUAAUAUAAUCUGUUCAUUGUUUUGAUGGAA